Molecule: messenger RNA, 1903 nt
Organism: Nylanderia fulva
Lineage: Eukaryota; Metazoa; Arthropoda; Insecta; Hymenoptera; Formicidae
Source: RefSeq, a predicted model, not a curated record
GCGCAGUGCCCUAGUAACUGCCAGAGCCCGUGCGCCAGCCCGCAGACGGCGAUUAAGAGGAAACGAUCGACUAAUCCACAGGCGGACGAGAACUUUAUACGCGCACUCGACGCCGUGCGCUACGGCGGCAUAGGCUUUUGCAAGGCGGCAAGGAUGUUCGGCGUGAACAAUCGAACGCUCUGGCUCGAGUACAAGAAGCGCGGCUACCCGAACAACCGACCCAGUCUCAAAUCCCUUAAACAGGAGAACAACUCCUCGUCGCCGCCGCCGCCGCCGUCGCAGGCGCCCCCGGCGCAACCCAUGAACUCGUCCCAGAGCCCGACUCCGAUGGGCCCUCCGACGACUCCGCACAGCACGCACAACACGCACAGCACGCACACCAUGCUGACGAGCCACAGUCCCCACACGAUGCUGAGCGGUUACAUCGAUAGGCAUACGGAGUAUGCGCUACCGACUCUUCAAUCUAAGACACAGCCAGUGAUGAAGAGGACUCGGCUGCUGAUUAGACAAACGCGAGUGAAGAAGGAGCCGAGUCACUUGUCGCCGGAUGAGGCGAGCUCCUCGCCUCACAUCGUCUCGACUUCCGUUCAUCUCGCCACGGGGACGCUGAAUCUACCCCAGACGUCGAGGAGCUUCGAAGAGUCUCGUAUAUCACCACCGCCGCACAUGCUGGCCAAUCAGCCGAAUCUGCUGACGGUGACGACGACGUCGUCCAACCUGUUGACAGUACCCCAGCCGUCGUACCUGACCAAGCAACACUCGCAUCCGUUGCUGUCCAGUCAGCAACCGAGCACGUCCGGAACUUAUUGGAUACAUCGACAACAUUCGCAUCCGGAACUACCUGGCAGGACCACGAGUCCCUCGAUAGUGAUCGAGCCGGCGCCCAUCCUGAAGACGGAAGAAGAGGGAUGUGAGGAGACUCCGACUACACCUUCUGAAUUUGGAACUAGCAGCAGCGGCGGUACUGGAUUGAGGGUGAAGACGACGGAGUUGCGGCGGACUUCCUCAUCGCCGCAGACGAGCAGCAGCAGCAGAGAGUCUCGCGAAAAUACGGGCGAUCAGCGAUUAGGUCAUUGUCCGGUGUUACGUCAGGGUCCUGCCUUAGGUUGCAAUCAUUGCUGGAACACGAUAGACGAUCACGGGAGAAUACUUCGUAGAAAGACCAAGUAUCACUGUCCCGAAUGUCAGAUUAAUUUGUGCAUCGUGCCCUGCUUCCAAGAGUAUCACGAGCAGCGGCGCGACGUGAUUUCCAAAUUGAAACCCUUACCAAAAACUAGCUCCGUUUAACUCUUUCCUAUUUAUUAUGUACUAUUGAAGUACGUAGAGUACCUUGUUUUAUAAGUAAUCGUUACCUAUCGGAUUAUGUGUUGAGUACGCGCUUUAAAUGUGUGAUGGUUUUUAACGUAACGAAGUAACGAAUCCAUCAUCCUGUAAUGUCAUGUGACGUUACCAGUUCAUCCUAUACCACGAUUGAUGUGAAUCAUGAAAUCUGUAUCAUACUACAAAGACUUUUCAUGACUUCAUAUAUUUUCGUAAUACAUUUACAGUGUCUAUAAUAGUUGAAGUAGAUGAAAUUAUUGCAGUCUCAUCAGGAUGAUAUUGCAUAUUUAUAGCUGUGAGUAUCGAAUUUUUGUUUCUUUCUUAUCAUUUAUGCCUUUUAGCAACAUUGUUAUUUUUAGCGUAGUUUUAUUUUAUUUUAUUAUUAUAUAUAUAUUUAUGCUUUUAUCAAGCUCUUUCUGCUAUCAUAAAAUUAGUAUCAGAAAAAAAUCAUUUUUAACAUAAACAUAAAAAGAUUCAUUUUUUAAACAAUUUUUAUAGUUUAUGACAAAAGGAACUUAUAUCGAGAUUGGACAACUCAUUUUAAAAUAUAUAUAAAUAAUCAUUUUAUAGCAAUUUUAUUAUU